Neltuma alba is the source of this 1767-nucleotide messenger RNA. RefSeq names its product transcription factor MYC3. NCBI's taxonomy places the organism in Eukaryota, Viridiplantae, Streptophyta, Magnoliopsida, Fabales, Fabaceae. The transcript has a single exon. Bases 1 to 1434 code for a protein of 477 amino acids. The record is from RefSeq and is a predicted model, not a curated record. Gene Ontology annotation, molecular function: transcription cis-regulatory region binding; protein dimerization activity; DNA-binding transcription factor activity. Gene Ontology annotation, cellular component: nucleus. Gene Ontology annotation, biological process: regulation of DNA-templated transcription.
AUGGACGACCUCCUCUUGUCCCCUUCUUCCCCUUCCUCCCUCCUCUCCUUCUCUCAUUCUCCCCCUCCUCCCCCUCCGUCCUCCCCCCCUCUUCAAAACAAGCUUCAAUUCUUGCUUCAGGCCCAGCCCCGCUCCUGGCUCUACGCCAUUUUCUGGCAGACCUCCCACGACGACCGCGGCCGCCCCCGCUUGUCCUGGGCCCACGGUCACUUCCAUGGCUCUGAUCAUCGUCCCCGUCAUAACAACUUCAUCAAGGGUCUUGAAUCUCUCGUCGACGACAACCUCAACGACGCCGAGUGGUUCUACGUCAUGUCCCUCACUCGCACUUUCUCCCUCGCUCCUGAUUCCUCCUCCUCCUCCCUCCCUGCCAAGGCUUUUUCCUCUGCUUCUUCUCUUUGGUUGAAUAUCACCCCCCACGAGCUUCAGUUCCACAACUGUGACAGGGCCAAAGAAGCUUCCCUGCAUGGGGUUCGGACCCUGAUCUGUGUUCCCGUCGUUCACGGAGUUCUCGAGAUGGGUUCCUCUGAAAUCAUCCCAAAGAACUCGAGUCUCAUCCAGCAAGUUAAGUCUCUGUACGGCUCGUCGGAUCUCGCCCCCAUCAUCUCACCAUCUAUCAAGCAGCAGCCCGAACAAGUCGAUUUCUUGGACGUUGACGAGACCAUUUCUUUUGCCGACAUUGGCAUUAUCGCCGGCGCGCCAGAAGCAGAAGAUAAGAAGGUACCGGUCAAUUCCUGCAGUAAACCCCGAAAGAAGGAUCCCCGUCUCCAGCUCAGGUCGUACGUGGAUUCAGAGCAGUCCCAUUCGGAUUCCGACGGCCCGAUAAUAGAGAAAGCACCGCCCAAGAAGAGAGGGAGAAAGCCCGGGCUGGGUCGCGAAACGCCGUUGAACCACGUGGAAGCCGAGCGGCAGCGGCGGGAGAAGCUGAACCACCGGUUCUACGCGCUGCGCGCCGUGGUCCCGCACGUGACGAGGAUGGACAAGGCCUCUCUGUUAUCAGACGCCGUCUCUUACAUCAACGAGCUCAAAGGCAAGAUCGAGAAACUGGAGUCGCAGCUUCAGAGGGAGCCCGCCAGCAUGAAUAGCUGCAGGAAGGUGAAGCUCGAAACGGCGGACACGGUGGAGUCGACGGUGGAGCAGGCCGGCCCCAGCGGGCGGGGCUUCAGGCUGGGGCUGGGGCUGGGGCUGGGUGGGCUGGAGGUGGAUGUCAGGAUCAUGGGGCCGGACGCGAUGGUGAGAGUUCAGUCGGAGAACAGGAACCAUCCCGGAGCGAGGCUGAUGGAUGCGCUGCGAGACUUGGAGCUCAGGGUGCACCACGCGAGCAUGUCUUGCGUCAACGAGGUCAUGCUUCAAGACGUCGUCGUUAAGAUCCCUCAAGGCCUGAGAAACGACGAGGGCCUGAUCAAAUCUGCUAUUCUCAGGAGACUGGAUCAGUAGCUAGGUUCAAUUACUCCCGACCGGGCUAUCUCUUAUAUAAUUAAGUUGCCAGAUGAUGAUGUUCAUAUCUGUUGUUUCUUUUUUUUUUUCCCAGAAAAAUUAAUUAAUUAAUUAAUUGAUAUGUACUUUCUGUAAGAACAAGGUCUGAUACAUGAAGGAGGGUGCACGACUGAUCAGGGAUCCAUAUAUGUUUCCCAGCUCAGUUUGCAAUCCGUGAAAUAAGGAGAUGUAUCAGCAGGGGGGGAAAAGGAAGAAGAAUAAGCUUAUGUGUAACAGUUAGAAUUAGUUCUGGAGGAAACUGGGAUCAUAUAAUCGUAUUUGACUCUAUAAUCG